Gossypium arboreum is the source of this 2320-nucleotide messenger RNA. RefSeq names its product regulator of nonsense transcripts UPF3-like. Lineage: Eukaryota; Viridiplantae; Streptophyta; Magnoliopsida; Malvales; Malvaceae. The transcript has 14 exons. Gene Ontology annotation, biological process: nuclear-transcribed mRNA catabolic process, nonsense-mediated decay; positive regulation of translation. The record is from RefSeq and is a predicted model, not a curated record. Gene Ontology annotation, molecular function: mRNA binding. Gene Ontology annotation, cellular component: cytoplasm; nucleolus. The coding region runs from base 171 to 1697 and encodes 508 amino acids.
AAAUAUUUAUUAUUAUCCCAUUCUUAAAUUUCUUCUACUCUACCACUCCUGCAUGGCGAUUUGGGCUUUCUUUCGCAAAAAUUAGAAUUCCGUACUUCUAAUCGAUCGAUCAUCAACUCCUUUAUACAAGAAGAUGUGAUCUCACACUGUUUAUCGCGGUUCCGGCAGGCAUGAAGCGGACUUUGGAUCGAACCAAAGUGGUUCUCCGCCACUUGCCACCGUCCAUUACGGAGACCAUGCUCAUGGAACAAGUCGAUAGUGCCUUUGCUGGCCGUUACAACUGGUUUUCCUUCCGUCCAGGAAAGAACCGUCAGAAGCAUCAGUCUUGUUCCAGACUGUACAUAGACUUCAAGAGCCCUGAGGAUGUCUUGGAGUUUGCAGAGUUCUUUAAUGGUCAUGUGUUUGUUAAUGAGAAAGGGGCACAGUUUAAAACUAUUGUUGAGUAUGCACCUUCCCAAGGCGUUCCCACGCUCUGGGCUAAAAAUGAUGAUUGUGAAGGGACUAUAUUCAAAGAUCCUGAGUAUUUGGAGUUCCUUGAAUUUCUUGCGAAGCCAGUCGAGAAUCUUCCUAGUGCAGAGAUACAAUUAGAGAGGAGGGAGGCUGAAAGAGUUGGUGCACUGAAGGAUUCUUCCAUAGUUACACCUUUAAUGGAUUUUGUUAGACGGAAAAGAGCUGCUAAGGUUGGAUCACGGAAGUCACUGUCUAAUGGGAAACUUAGCAGAAGAGCUGGUGGACAAUCUGGUGGGAUUCCAAGUUCAGCAUCAUCAAAAAGAGGUUCUGAAAAGAGGCGGGGUUCUACUACAAUGUAUGUUCUAAGGGAUAGCUUGAAAAAUGCAAGUGGCAAAGACAAAUCAACAUACAUUCUGGUUUCUAGAAGAGAUGAGCAGCAACUUUCCAAUAAGCCUGUUAUUUUGGCAUCAUCUGUGGGAACUGAAGUAUCUGAAGAGGAAAGCGGAGCUACUAGAAUUACUGAUGCCGAUAAAAAUAAAGUUCUGCUUCUGAAAGGGAAAGGGAAAGAGAAAGAAAUUUCUCAUGUGGCUGGAAGUAUAUUGCAUCAACAGAAUUUUACAUCUCCAAUUAAAACAAUACUUCGUUCAACUCCUACCAAACUGAACUCACGACGCGAAAACAGAAUAAUUAGAGGCAUACUGUUAAACAAGGAUUCUCGUCAAAGUCAGUGUCCCGGCUUCCAGUCAGAGCAGCAUAUUGAGACCUCAAAUUUGAAAAAAGAGAGACGACCUCCUUGGCAUCCACAAGCAAAUUUAGGUUUGAAGGAUGCAUGCAAUGCUUCAGAUGGUAACGUUGCUGGGAAUCACUUGCAUGGUGCUAAGAAGCUAGAAAGACGUAGCAGAAACAAAGAUAGAACAGAUCAUGGUGUUUGGACCCUUCGCCAUUCUGAUGGAUCAUGUGCUAGUGAUGAGUCCUUGCCAUCAUCUGCUUCUCAAUCUGCGCAGAUACUUAUAGAUUCUUCAGAAGGAGCUUGUGGCGAUACUAAAGUUGAUUUCUCAAGUGUUGGGAGCUGCAAAGGUAAAACUUUUGCAAGUGAACAUAAUGGAUCCAGUAAGCACAUCAGCCGUCGUGUAGCAGUUGCCAAUGGAUCAUCUGCUGUGAAUGAUGGGAAACCAGGGAAAAGAGCCAAUGUGUAUGGUUCUCAUGAGAAACAAGUAUGGGUACAGAAAUCUAGUUCUGGUUCUUAGUGAAUUUUAAAAUGAAAAUUGCUUAGUCAGUUGAAUUUCAACAUCCGAGUGUGCGCUUGCUUUUGCCGGAGACAGUCUUAAUUUCUGGUGUAAUCAAUGUUUUGGCCAUAAAGCGAAGUAGAGAAAGGCUGGUUCAGUUGAAGAGGUUGCAGAUACUAUUUUAACUUAAUACUUGGUUGAUGAAAAUCUCAAUGUUAAUAAUACUUGAUGGAUUGAAGAAACCUUGAUCUUGGUCAAAGAUGGCACAGCAUAUAAGGAACAAGAAACAUAGAGAAAUAAAAGGCUAUUAUCGUCACAGCUUCCUGGUGUGGUUGAAUAUUCAUAAUCCUCUGAUUCGUGCCAUUGGGGUUGAUUUCUUGCUUUAGCUUAGCUGGAGCUGUAAAUAUCAAUCUAGAGAAUUUGUCUUUUGUCUAGAUUAUAGUCAUUAUAAUUAUAAAGCCUCUUGUGGUGCUGUCUCCCAUAUACGUCUAUUUUUAAGACUAUAAAUAGAGUUGGCACUUGUCUCCCUAGUAUUUAAGCGAAGGGGAACAUUUACCCACUGUUUUAGGGAAUUGCAGUGAUUUAGACAAGUAAAUUAAUUUACUUGCUUACCCAGCUAGAUGAUUUCUAUUUGGAGCUAAAAA